This is a messenger RNA of Oppia nitens, 843 nucleotides long. RefSeq lists its product as uncharacterized. The transcript is spliced from 5 exons. Lineage: Eukaryota; Metazoa; Arthropoda; Arachnida; Sarcoptiformes; Oppiidae. The coding region runs from base 50 to 817 and encodes 255 amino acids. The record is from RefSeq and is a predicted model, not a curated record.
UUAGACAAUUUUGAUUAUAUGUCAACAAAAUAUAUUUGAAUUAAUCAAAAUGAAAUCGUUUGUUAUAAUAUUAAUAUUUGUAAUUGUUCAUAUAAACCUAUGUUUGUCGGCAUCGGGUAAAACAUGUAAUAUGACUGUCGAUGAGGCGGACAAAUGUGCAAAGAAAUUGAUGUUUAUGGGGGACAGGGAUAACAUUUUACCGGCCGAUGAUCAGCAAAUGCAAACCUAUUGCGAUUAUAUGAAAGAUGGUAUCCGAUGUAUCCGUCAUUACGCUCGCUCCUGUUUACCCCCUUUUCCUCAACAAGUGUUUGGUAUGUUUGCAUACGAUGCUAAAAAUGUAUUGAGAAGUCAAUGCAAACAACCUAAAGACAGGGCAGAUUUUGUCAAACAUGUGGCCUGUUUUCUACCGAAGCCAGCGAUGGAAUCCUUGCAUUUGUGUUCUGAUAGAUAUAUCGUCCGAUUGGAUGUCAUUAAAGAGUUUGACUCCGAUUGGAGAAUACCCGGUAUUUGUUGCGGUUUUCAUAUAUUUCAAGAUUGUAUGCGUAAUAACUUACAAUCACUGUGUGAACCGAAAACCGGUGGCGAAACAGUCGACUAUUUCAUGAAUCACAUCAAUUCAAUGACUGACGAUGUAAUGGAUUUUACGUGUGGACAGUAUGAUAGUCUUGAAAAGUGUGAAAAACAUAUGAAAUCCGAUGAUUGGUCUAAACUGAAAGUCGAACUGAGCGAUGAACAGGUGGUCGCCGAGAGGGCCAAACAAAAAUACUUUUCUCCCGUUCCCUCUCUCGUCUCUAUUAUAGCUAACUAUGAAAUGUAAUUGCUUUGCUAAAUACAUUUUGUUUA